AUGGAUGAAUAUUCAACCAAGGGCCUCGACCCCGCGCCCCCCAUAUCCAUGUCCACCAUCCCCAUGGCAGGUCUGCUCGUCGACGUCUACGGCCUCAACGAGCUUGCCAGUCCAGAUAUUCCACUAACUUGUCUGUGGCUAUUACACCCACGGACCCGAACAAGAGCCCGCAUGCAGGACAUUGCUCGCCGCACACUUGAUGCAUGGCACCACUCAUCCUCCCCCCAGUCUCGUGGCCUGGUAGCUCUCUCAUUCGACAUGCCGAACCAUGGCUCAAGGCUCGUCAGUGAACUUGCCAACCACGCUUGGGACAAGGGCAACGAGAAGCAUGCUAUCGACAUGGCUGGCAUUGUUAAAGGCGGCGUGAGUGACAUGAGCGGUCUGAUGGAUCUCGUGGGCGGGUAUCUCGGCAGAGAUGUAGACGCCCAUGUUUGUCUGGGAUGGAGCCUCGGCGGGCAUUCAGCAUGGUGGUCCUGGUUCGGGGAGGAGAGAAUCGAUGCGGCGGUUGUUAUUGUCGGAUGUCCCGACUACCUGAAUUUAAUGUGUAAUCGGGCCAGGCGGUCUAAUUUGGAUACCAAGAAUGAGGACCUACUAGGCAGUAAAUACUUCCCAAGGGACCUCCUGUCAACGUGUCAGUCGCAUGAUCCUAAGUCGAUUCUUUUCGGGGCAAACGGCUCCGCUGUGCCGUGUCUGCCGCUGUCGUCGUCGGAGCGGGCACGCCUACGGGGGAUUUUUGACGCGCGGAUACGCGGGAAGAAAGUGCUGGCGUGUUCGGGGGGCGAUGACAAGUUGGUUCCGUAUGCGAGAGGCGAGCCGUUCUUGGCGGUGGUGAAGGAUGCUGUUGGGGGGUGGUAUAAGGAUGGGGAGGUGGUGGUUGAUGAUAGGGUGUAUGAGGGGGUUGGGCAUAGGUUUAGUGCGGAUAUGGUGAGGGAUGCGGUUGAGUUUUUGGUGCGUGUUGUUGGGGAGGGGCCGAGGAGGAGGAGGAGGGCGAAGAUUUGA
Messenger RNA from Pochonia chlamydosporia 170, 999 nucleotides. RefSeq names its product alpha/beta-Hydrolase. The transcript is spliced from 2 exons. The record is from RefSeq and is a predicted model, not a curated record. Lineage: Eukaryota; Fungi; Ascomycota; Sordariomycetes; Hypocreales; Clavicipitaceae. Bases 1 to 999 code for a protein of 332 amino acids.